AUAAAAGAAAUAAUAGAAUGGGAAAUUCGCGGUGAAGAAUCCCAUUACGUAUUACGUGAAGUUGAAGUUUGAAUAGUAGAAAAGGAAAAGCAUUUGACGGUGAAAAUAUAACCAAUAUCACCUAAACUCUAAAGAAGAAGAAGGAAAAUAAGUUACUGUUUCCCUUUCUUCUCUGCAACCAUUACCAUUACCAUUACCAAACCUGAGUGAGUGAUUUAGGUGUUUAAUGUUGUCAGCUUCACAAUCUCUGACACCGUCGUGUCUUUACUUUAUCGCUCACUCAAAUGGACGCCAAUGAAGCCAGAAUCUUGCUCGGCUUCGCACCCAAUUCACGUCCAACUCCCUCCCAGGUUAAAUCAGCUUACAAACAGAAGGUGUGGGAAUCUCACCCUGACUUAUUUCCAUCUCAUGAGAAGCCGUUUGCUGAGUCCAAGUUUAAAUUGAUAUCCGAAGCUUACACAUGUCUAUUGCCCGGUGGGAAAAGAGGAGAAGGUUCUGAUUGUGAAUAUUGGCGAGUUGUGAGAACUGGAGUUCCAAGGGCCAAUGGAGGAAGAAAAAACCAUGCCAUGAUUAAAGUUCCAUUCCUUUUACUUAUUCUGGGAACAGUUGCGCUUGGAGGGUUUAAUGCUUCGAGGGCUUACAAAAGGCAAAAGAAGGAGUACCCUUCACACAAUCCAUUUCUUCCUUGAUGACCUCCUCCGGAGCAGCAAUCAUGCCUGUAACUUGAUAAACUUCAAUUACUACCGGUGGAGAAUAAUAUACAUACUCCUAACAUAUAUCUAAAAAAUUUAAACGGAUAAUUUAAAUCAAUAAAAGUUACAUCACCCAACGAUUGCAAGGGAAUUCAUCCCGAUUCAAUACAAGUUGAUUGUUUAUAUGUUUCAUCAGGACACUGGAUAA
Molecule: messenger RNA, 900 nt
Organism: Cicer arietinum (chickpea)
Lineage: Eukaryota; Viridiplantae; Streptophyta; Magnoliopsida; Fabales; Fabaceae
Cellular component (GO): nucleus; cytoplasm
Molecular function (GO): protein-folding chaperone binding; protein folding chaperone
Source: RefSeq, a predicted model, not a curated record